Molecule: messenger RNA, 1036 nt
Organism: Hypomesus transpacificus
Lineage: Eukaryota; Metazoa; Chordata; Actinopteri; Osmeriformes; Osmeridae
Product: purpurin-like
Exons: 6
Coding region: 62-667 (201 amino acids)
Molecular function (GO): retinol transmembrane transporter activity; retinoid binding
Source: RefSeq, a predicted model, not a curated record
UGGCCAGACACCUCACUUCACUUGAAAAACAACACAGCUUCAACGUCUUACUACCUGCUACAUGCUCAACCUAUCCAGAAUGGACUACAGCAUGUUUGCCCUGGUCCUCGUUCUCCUGGCCUGCAUCGAGCAGAGCUGGGCCACCUGUGUGGUGGACAGCUUCACCGUCAAACAGGACUUCGACCCCAAGAGAUAUGCAGGGAAGUGGUACGCUCUGCAGAAGAAGGACCCGGAAGGCCUCUUCCUCCAGGACAACAUCUCUGCUGAGUACACCAUCGGUGAUGACGGCUCCAUGGUCGCCUCCUCCAAGGGCAGAGUCACUCUCUUUGGAUUCUGGGUUGUGUGUGCUGAAAUGGCAGCCCAGUACUCUGUGCCUGAGCCUGCUAACCCUGGCAAGAUGUUCAUGAACUAUCAGGGCCUGGCUAGCUACCUGUCCAGCGGAGGCGACAACUACUGGGUCAUUGACACCGACUACGACAACUACGCCAUCACCUACGCCUGCCGCACCCUGAAGGACGACGGCAGCUGCGAGGACGGCUACUCCCUGAUCUUCUCCCGUAACCCCCGCGGCCUGCCCCCCCCCAUCCAGAGGAUCGUCCGCCAGAAGCAGGAGGAGAUCUGCAUGGCCGGCCAGUUUGAGCCUGUGCUGCAGUCAGGCGCUUGCUAAAUAUGUCCUCCAUAGACGCUUGCUGUUCCGUCCAGCAGCAUGCUGGUCGGGGCAGAGAGAACGGCCGAAGAGGGAAGUCUUAAUGGACACUGGGGUAUUGUUAGUACCAAAACGUUAACUUUGACCAAUCUUCUGUUAAAAUGUUGAAAGAUCUGGUAAUUGCAAUAUUAAAAGACCCCCUGGUGAGUAGCACUACAACUGAUGCUGUGUGAAUAUGCUGAGCAUGUGAUGCAUGCACCAAUCAAAUGAACUGAGUGUUACGGUUCUUCGUGUGAAUGUGGUGAUAGAAUCCACCAUAGCACUGUAACAAUGGCGUUUCCCUCCUUUCAUUGUAAAAUUGUGUCGGUGACAAUAAAUUUUGUAAAGAAA